Messenger RNA from Micropterus dolomieu (smallmouth bass), 2009 nucleotides. Its product is annotated as transcriptional adapter 3. Gene Ontology annotation, biological process: regulation of transcription by RNA polymerase II. Gene Ontology annotation, molecular function: transcription coactivator activity. Lineage: Eukaryota; Metazoa; Chordata; Actinopteri; Centrarchiformes; Centrarchidae. The transcript is spliced from 9 exons. Bases 417 to 1712 code for a protein of 431 amino acids. Gene Ontology annotation, cellular component: SAGA complex. The record is from RefSeq and is a predicted model, not a curated record.
CAGGAGUCACUUCACUUUUUAAAACCGGUUUCUCAAUUACAUAUGUACAAUAAUAACAUCACAACAUGUAUAUAUGACUUAGGUAACUUGUUGUAUUACGGGGUUAGCGGGCAUCUAUUUUUGUGAGCACCGUGACACAAGAUGGUUUGUUCCGGUGAUACCAUUUUGGAUUAGGUUAAUGUAUUUUAACUCCUCGAGUUCAUUUCGAUAGAUAAUAACAUUUGAAAACGCUCUUUCGAUUUUUGUAACGUUAUGUAUUUUCUAAAUUUAGUUCUUAAAAAAUUUAUUUAGUCAAAAAUGGGCUAUAACUUCAUUUAAAUGCAUCUCACACACCCCUCAAAUCACAAUGUUUUCUCCCAUCAUGGACGCCAUUCACUGAUGUUUGUCCAGACACCAGGCCUCCGCCACACAGCACCAUGAGCGAAUUGAAGGACUGCCCCCCACUGAAAUACUACGACUUCAAGCCCGUCGAGCACGUGAAGGUGUGCCCACGCUACACUGCUGUGCUCGGCCGGUCAGAGGACGAUGGAAUUGGCAUUGAGGAGCUGGACACCCUGCAGCUGGAGCUGGAGACGCUGCUGUCCUCGGCCAGCCGCCGCCUUCGAGCCCUGGAGGAGCAGAGACAGAUCCUCACAGACUGGCAGGACAAGAAGGGAGAUAAGCGCUUUCUGAAGCUGGGGAAAGACCCAGACCCUGCUGCCUCCUCUCGCCACAAGCCAAAGAAGCAGAAGUUGGACGGCAAAGGUGGUCACGGGCCGGGCCCAGGUCCUGGCAGACCCAAAUCCAAAAAUCUGCAGCCUAAAGUCCAAGAGUAUGAAUUCACAGACGAGCCACAAGACAUUCCCCGCACUCCUAAAAACGAUGCUCCCAACAGAUUUUGGGCAUCUGUCGAGCCAUAUUGUGCUGAUAUCACAAAUGAAGAGAUACGGUUGCUAGAAGAGCUUCUGAAACCCCCGGAGGAUGAAGCUGAAUAUUUCAAAAUCCCAGCACUGGGGAAACACUACUCUCAGCGGUGGGCUCAGGAGGAUCUGCUGGAGGAGCAGAGGGAAGGAGCACGAGCCAAUGACAAGAAAAAGAGCCUUAUGGGGGGCCCGCUGUCAGAGCUGGAUGCAAAAGAUGUGGACUCCCUGUUGAAAAAGUCAGAGUCCCAACAUGAAUCUCCAGAGGACGGAUGUCCCUUUGGUCCUCUCACGCAGCGUCUGCUCCAGGCCCUUGUAGAGGAGAACAUUAUAUCCCCCAUGGAGGAUUCUCCUAUACCUGACAUAUCAGGGAAGGAUGCUAAUGAUUGUGCUGGGACCUCUCCUCGAAGCCAAGGAAAAGCUUUUAGUGUUCCUCACACACGGUCUCUGGAGGCUCGGAUCAAAGAGGAGCUGGUGGCUCAGGGGCUGCUGGACUCCGAGGAGCGACCUGGACCUGGAGGAGACUCUGAGGACGAGGUCCUGGCAGAGCUGCAGAAAAGACAAGCAGAGCUCAAAGCCCUGAGUGCUCACAAUAGAGCCCGUAAGCAGGAGCUGCUGCGGUUGGCGAAGGAGGAGAUGCGCAAGCAGGAGCUGAGGCAGAGAGUCAGGGUGUCUGACAAUGAAGUCAUGGAGGGAUUUCGAAGAAUCAUGGCAGCCAGGCAGAAGAAACGCACUCCAACCAAGAAGGAGAAGGACCAGGCUUGGAAAGCACUGAAGGAGAGGGAAAGCAUCCUCAAGUUGCUGGAUGGAUAGAGGAAGAAACAGUUUCUGUUUUUUAUCCAGAGGAAAUGUUGGAAGAAGCAUCGUUUCCCCACAGAUUAGAACAGCUGUUAAAGUUGUUACAUGGUUGGUGAACAGGUGUAUCUAUGAUGAUAUAUGAUACAGUUUACUACAGGUCUGCGUGAUUUGAAUAGAGACAUUUCUGUAGUAGUUUUUAUGUGAUUGACAGCAGAGAGCUCAGUUAUCAGUAGCCAUGACCAUGCGUCAGAGACCCUUUUUUUUUUUUUUUUUUUUUUUUUUUGAAGUUUUCUUUUUGUCAGUUGAAUGUUU